GGAACGCCCGCCUGCCGCUCUUGCUUUCAUGCCACCACCAUCUCGGAAUGUUCUAUGCCCUAGGAAAUUACCUCAGUGAGCGACGACGAGGGCUCACGAAGGUCACCGCGUACGUCGGCAGUGCGUACGUUCUCGGACGCUAUGUCUCCGCACGACUGGAGGAGGUUCGGACCACGCUCGUCCAGGAACGGGUGGCACGCGAAAACCUGCGAAGGAGGUUCGACCAGAAUCAACAGGACAUCUCGUUCACCGUGAUGGCGCUACUCCCCGCGCUCGGUGCUCAUAUCCUCCAAGACAUGGACGUCGAAGGUGUCACCCAGGAGCUACAGUCCUUCUCCAAAGCACCUAAGGAACGCAUAGAACCUCCACAUGCCGCUCCACCAUCCGAGUCCAGCAUCACGUCCAGCGUGGACAACCACCGCAGUCCAGACGCAGACAUGCGGUCCGAAAAUGGCUCUGUUUCUGUAAUAUCGUCCAAUGACGGAGUCGCCACAGACUUGUCAACGUCAGCUGGUAGCUGGGUCGACCAAUUUUCCAUGCCUUCCGCGCAAGUCUCACAUCUAUCUGAGUCUACGAGAGAUGGUGCUGCUUCGCCGUCCCCAAAAUCCAGCAUCGGCGCGGAACUGUCAGAUUCUAUUAUCACUACAAGCUCCAUGUCGAGCGCGGCUGCGCCUGGACUUCCGAACCCUUCUGCUUCCCCUGAACAUCACGUCAAUAUUCCCAGUCCCACCACUAAAAGCAAGGCGGAACUAUGGCGAGAAGUGAAGAUGCUAACGUUCACUCGGACAUUAACUGUGAUAUACUCAAUCACGCUUCUGUCCCUCUUCACACACAUUCAGUUGAGCGUACUUGGACGCUCGAAGUAUAUCCAAUCGCUCAUCCAGCAGGAACACGACGAGCGAAUGCGUGAACAGCUGGAAUACAGCACGUCCAUAUACUCGCUAUUCUGGCGCGACAACAGUCUGGAGGACUCUGAGACGGACAUGCUCGAGGAGUCCGAGACAGUGAGCGAGGAGACAGAACGGAAAUACCUUACCUUGAGUUGGUGGAUCCUGCAUGUCGGUUGGAAAGACGUUGGCGAGCGAGUGCGGAGGGGUGUCGAAGAAGUCUUUGAAGGGGUCUCGCUUAAGACAAAAUUGUCUGCCGCAGACCUACAUCGUCUAAUCAACGACGUCCGCCGUAGAGUGGAGUACGAGGUCACGUUUGAGGGCAAGGAGCGUCGAAUAAACUUCCUGUCUACCCUCCUUCCGCCAACCCCUGAGACCCUCCAGCAUGUGCUCACUCAGGGCGGCAUUCCCUCAUGGCUCGCCAGUGCACAUGACCCCAAAUUCGAUGCCUUCCUGGACGAGACACGUCAGCACCUCGCUUCCGGUUCCUUCGAGCGCGUGCUCGAGGUGUGUCUGGACAACGCGAUGGACAUGCUUUCCCGCGGAGUGGACAAGCACGUCUUUGGCUCGCACGGCGACGACGACGCGAUGAUGGGUCAAGAGCCGAGGGAACGUCUAGCGGCGAUGCUCCCCGGACUAGCGCGGUGGUGUCACCUCGCGCUGGAGAGCCUGCCAAAUGAGCUCGUCGACGCCUUGGCAGACGUCAGGGAGGUUUCGGCAUUCUCAGCUAUUAUUUAUACAAGCUACGACGAUCGCUUUCGGUAA
Messenger RNA from Trametes versicolor FP-101664 SS1, 1652 nucleotides. RefSeq lists its product as uncharacterized. Gene Ontology annotation, cellular component: peroxisomal membrane. Gene Ontology annotation, molecular function: protein-macromolecule adaptor activity. Gene Ontology annotation, biological process: protein import into peroxisome membrane. The coding region runs from base 48 to 1652 and encodes 534 amino acids. Lineage: Eukaryota; Fungi; Basidiomycota; Agaricomycetes; Polyporales; Polyporaceae. The record is from RefSeq and is a predicted model, not a curated record. The transcript has 7 exons.